AUGGCUAUUGAUCUCCCGGGGUCUGGCUUUUCGGAUAAAUCCAUGGCUGUGAUUGAAGAGAAUGUGGGUGUUAAUGUGGUUUUUGGGAAUAUGUGGAACGUGUACGGUGAUAUUAAGAAAAAGGGUCUGUUUUGGAGGUUUGAUCAGCUAAUUGAACAAGGCUAUGUCAGUCAUGAGGAAAUUGAGAAUCACGUGGACUUGGUCCUUCAUGAUUCAGCACUAGGACUGAGUGCCAAUUGGAUUUCUGAAAAUCAGGGAUCAGUUAGAAGUGUUGUGUUUCUUGAUGCUGCACCAAGUGGGAUGGCAUUGCCACUUUGGGCAUUGGAGAUGCCUGGGGUUUAG
Molecule: messenger RNA, 342 nt
Organism: Fraxinus pennsylvanica
Lineage: Eukaryota; Viridiplantae; Streptophyta; Magnoliopsida; Lamiales; Oleaceae
Source: the annotation of a GenBank genome assembly